Messenger RNA from Marasmius oreades (fairy-ring Marasmius), 1327 nucleotides. Its product is annotated as actin. The transcript is spliced from 9 exons. NCBI's taxonomy places the organism in Eukaryota, Fungi, Basidiomycota, Agaricomycetes, Agaricales, Marasmiaceae. The record is from RefSeq and is a predicted model, not a curated record. The coding region runs from base 87 to 1214 and encodes 375 amino acids.
CAGACUUAUUCCAAGUCCAAGUUGCAACUUACAAGACUACCCCCCACUUCAAACGAGCAAUCGUUAUUCACGAAUAAUAUUCUACGAUGGAAGAGGAAGUUGCUGCUCUGGUUAUCGAUAAUGGUUCCGGGAUGUGCAAGGCUGGCUUUGCUGGUGACGAUGCGCCCCGUGCUGUCUUUCCCUCUAUAGUUGGACGUCCGCGCCAUCAGGGAGUUAUGGUCGGAAUGGGACAGAAGGAUUCCUACGUUGGAGAUGAAGCACAGUCGAAACGUGGUAUUUUGACGUUGAAAUAUCCUAUAGAACACGGUAUCGUCACUAACUGGGACGACAUGGAAAAAAUUUGGCAUCACACUUUUUACAACGAACUUCGAGUUGCUCCAGAAGAACACCCUGUCCUGCUCACUGAAGCGCCUCUCAAUCCCAAAGCUAACAGAGAAAAAAUGACACAGAUUAUGUUCGAGACAUUCAACACCCCUGCGUUUUACGUAGCGAUCCAAGCGGUCUUGUCCCUUUACGCUUCCGGCCGUACGACUGGUAUCGUACUCGAUUCGGGUGACGGUGUUUCUCACACGGUCCCUAUUUAUGAGGGAUUUGCCCUUCCUCACGCCAUUCUUCGGCUCGAUCUUGCUGGUCGUGAUUUAACGGAUUUUCUGAUCAAGAAUCUUAUGGAGAGGGGAUACCCAUUCACCACAACUGCCGAGCGAGAGAUCGUUCGUGACAUUAAAGAGAAGCUGUGCUAUGUUGCUCUUGAUUUUGAACAGGAAAUGCAGACGGCUGCCCAAUCGUCUGCACUCGAGAAGAGCUACGAGCUCCCUGAUGGUCAGGUCAUUACUAUUGGUAACGAACGUUUCCGCGCUCCCGAGGCUCUUUUCCAACCUGCAUUCCUUGGUUUGGAAGCUGCUGGUAUUCACGAGACAACCUAUAACUCCAUUUUUAAGUGUGAUCUUGAUAUCCGUCGUGAUCUGUAUGGCAACAUUGUACUCUCUGGCGGUACCACUAUGUUCCCCGGUAUUGCGGAGCGUAUGCAGAAAGAAUUGACUGCUCUCUCGCCGUCCAGCAUGAGGGUUAAAAUUGUUGCCCCUCCGGAACGUAAAUAUUCUGUCUGGAUCGGCGGAUCCAUUCUGGCUUCAUUGUCGACAUUCCAAAACUUGUGGUGUUCGAAACAAGAAUACGACGAAUCAGGACCGGGAAUUGUUCACCGAAAAUGUUUCUAGUCAGUCUAGAGAGUAUUCGUAUAAAACGUGUUUGUUGUUGCGUUGUGGGAUGGAUUAUUUGUUAUCUCUGCUCUGCAUAAUAUAUACAAAUGUUCUCGUCGUGAUUCUCGGCG